GCUCUCAUCCACACACACACAUUCACAUCAUCUGAUCGGAUCUCCACAGGAGCAGCUCAUUUUACGAUGGGUCGCUACAGUGAUUUCUAACAGCACUGUGAUUGGCUCAUUCUGUUUUUUGGCUGCUGUCGCCAUGGCGAAGAGUCCGGAGGUGAAGCUGGCAGUUUUUGGCAGAGCCGGAGUGGGCAAGUCAGCUCUCGUGGUGCGAUUCCUGACCAAGCGCUUCAUCUGGGAGUAUGACCCCACACUCGAGUCCACGUAUCGACAUCAAGCUAAUAUUGACGAUGAAACUGUCAGCAUGGAGAUUCUAGACACGGCCGGACAGGAGGAUCUUCUGCAGAAGGAGGGUCACAUGCGCUGGGGUGACGGCUUCAUCCUGGUGUAUGACAUCACAGACCGCGGGAGCUUCGAGGACGUGGCUCCUCUCAAAGUUCUCCUGGAUGAGGUGAAAAGACCCAAACACGUGCCGCUGGUGCUGCUGGGAAACAAAGCGGAUCUGGAACACGGCCGACAGGUUGCCACGGAGGAGGGCGAGAGGCUUGCAGCGGACAUGGCCUGCGCGUUCUACGAGUGUUCGGCGUGCACGGAUCAAGUGGGCACGGGUGGAGGUGUGGCUGAGGCGUUCUACGAGCUAUGUCGCGAGAUUCGCCGCAGACGCGCCGUACAGGGCAAAACUCGCCGCCGGAGCUCCACAACACACGUCAAACAAGCCAUUAACAAGAUGCUCACCAAGAUCAGCAGCUAGAGAGACGGAGAGUGUAAGAAACGUUCAGGAACAUUCUGGACUUUAAAGAACACAUGCAUUAGCAGCCAUUAUUAUAAAUUAACACAUUUGUUUAUUAAUAAUGGAUGAAAUGUUUUAAAGGGGUCAUAUCAUGAGUCAUAUCAAAUCAAGAGUUCAUUGUGUUAUGAAAACAUACUGCAAGUUUCAAAAAGAGUAAAACUGUAAAAACGACAGAUGAACACAUGCUUGCCUACAUUUACACAUCAAUGAUGCCUGUUUGAGUGAUCAGAAACAGUAAGGUAAAAAGGAGGAAGUAGAACAGGUGAACUAAUGAUAAAGGCUCUGAUAUACUCACGGCGAAGUUCUGAUAUACGAACAGUCGAACAACAGUAUACUGUUUGCGAACAUUUGCACACCGAUGUCACCAGGGCCAGCGUUUAGAAGAGCAUUUAAAAAUAAGACAACCAAUACAUUAAUAAUGACUUCAUGCCUCUUUCUAGGAGCUGUUUUAACCACUCGAUGAUAAUUUAAAGUAAAAUAUGUGCAGUAGAUAAUGUCUUAUUUGUCAUGUUUAGGUUCUACAUUUAUGGCGCAUAUGCUCGUGAAAAGGUUUUUAAUACUUGCUUUUUAAAGACAUCGGUACUACUGCAAAGAUGGGUGUAUAAAAGGGUGUCAACUCUGCACUCCACACCAAUAUGCUAAUAACUCACAAAAAUCAGCUUAUUAAAAAAGUCAGAUAAAGCAAGAGAUCCACUUACAUGGCAUUUUAAAUAAUCGCGUUAUUCUCUGUUUUUGAUGUCAAACCGUGAAGAUGCAUGUGCACAACACGUGCCCACAUUGGAUAAGCUGGUAAAAUCGCCAGUUAAAGUGUUUACAUGCAACAUGAAAUUGGGUUAAUGGGCAAAACUCUACCUGUGUUGAUCGGUUUAUUCUAACGCUGUUUAUGACCUUACACCGAUAAAGGAACGCCGUUUAAUGCAUUUACAUGAACAGACGUGUUGUUGACUUAUUAAGCAUAAUCGGUGUAAGAAUGUGCAUGUACCUGUAAAUGCAUUCAAUGUCAAAGUAGGUGGAGCAUCAGGUCACACCAACCGAUCACAUUGACCAAUGGCAUUAAGAAGGUGUUCAAUAGCCGAUACGAAGUUUUCGUAAAAAUGCAAUUCACACAAAAGACUUGAACAUGUUUUAAAUGACUGAAUGCAAAGUCUUUCUGGGGCUUUAGGUGAACAAUGUCAUGUGGUGUAACCGUCCAGAGACGGAAAAAAAUAAUUAAAAGCUGAAAAUCUUGAAAAAAUAAAUGUCGGCAUUAGUAGUUCAGAAUGAUCUUUUAUUAUAAUUAGGCCUAGUAUUAGAAAAAAACGUUAGUCUACCAAAUCAAAGUCAGGUAGUGUAACCAAAAUGCAGGUAGUCAUUUUGUUAUGUUGAUAAAAAGCAUAAAAUACAGAUGAUCCCUUUAGACCAUCAUAACUGACUGUGAAGUUUAAUGUCCGAUAUUUUGACAUUUUUAUGAAAAGGAACAUUUUGUUUUGAUCAUAUGGAGGAACACUGAGAAAACUUUUGAUAUUCGUGACUCAUAACAUUUGUACAAAUUAAAAAAAUACUUUCUUACCUUGAAAAAUGUGUUUGAAAACUUUUUGAAAUUAAUAAUCAAGUUGUGUACACUCAUGCAAUCAACGAGCAUGAAACGUAUUUUACUACUUUUUAAUACCAACUUGAUGGUUACCAACACAUGACGAUUUUUAAAGUCAUUAAAUAAUUUUUUGUAGAAUAUGCUAUAAAUGUUUGUUUUUUUCAAUCCCCUUUUCUCCCCAAUUUGGAAUGCCCAAUUCCCACUACUUAGUAGGUCCUCGUGGUGGCGCGGUUACUCACCUCAAUCCGGGUGGCGGAGGACAAGUCUCAGUUGCCUCCGCUUCUGAGACCGUCAAUCCAUGCAUCUUAUCACGUGACUCGUUGUGCAUGACACCGCGGAGACUCACAGCAUGUGGAGGCUCAUGCUACUCUCCACGAUCCACAAACAACUUACCACACACCCCAUUGAGAGCGAGAACCACUAAUCAUGACCACGAGGAGGUUACCCCAUGCGACUCUACCCUCCCUAGCAACCAGGCCAAUUUGGUUGCUUAGGAGACCUGGCUGGAGUCACUCAGCACACCCUGGAUUCAAACUCAUGACUCCAGGGGUGGUAGCCAGCAUCAAUACUCGCUGAACAACCCAGGCCCCCCAUUACACCCAUUCUUAAUUUGAUUUCGCUAGAAGUAUAUUGCUGCCUUUAGAGUAAAGUGUGUUAAAGUGUGUGAAAGUGUGUAAAAGCAUGUGCUGUUUGUGUGUGUGUAGCACCUGCCACUCUGCAGAUCCUUCUGAAGAAUCACAACAAGAUCCACGAUCAAUGAAUCUGAUCUAAACAGUUUCAGUACAGAUUGUUUUACGAAUCUGUCACAAUGUAACGCAGCUGCACACAGAGGCUGUUAUUGAAGAAUGAGACUGUAUUGAAUCCAACAGCAAACCCGCAGCUCGUGUGUGAACGCAACAAAGUGCUGUUACUCAUUCACGUGAAGUUUUUUAAAGGCACAUUAGCAAAAAAGAGAGGGUGAAAAAUAAUCAUGAAAAUGUACUGGUUACUUUCAUAACCUCCGUUCCCUGAUGGAGGAAACGAGACGUUGUGUCGAUGUAGUGACACUAGGGGUCACACUUGGGAGCCCCAAACACCUCUGCUUUUUUUAAAAAAGGCCAACGGGAAUUGGCGAGUGGAAUUUGCAUGCUACUCCCCUGGACAUACGGGUAUAAAAGGAGCUGGUAUGCAACCAGUCAUUCAGGUUUUGUGCUGAGGAGCCGAGACCAGAUCCAGGCCAUUUCAGCGGGUAGUUCAGUGUUGUGGCAAGAGGGACACAACGUCUCAUUCCCUCCAUCAGGGAACAGAGGUUACGAAAGUAACCAGGACAUUCCCUGUCUGUCACUCACUUGACGUUGUGUCGAUGUAGUGACACUAGGGAUCCUUAUACGAAACGCCACAACUAGCUGAACUGUGUUACGUGAACUGGUGGUGUGUGAUGGGCAGACCGCUGUGUAUCUCGUAGCCAGCACAUCAGGCCGUCAUGUAACCUCCCCCAAUGCUCUUAUGAGCGUCGAACGGUCCAUCAGGAACAAGUCGACUGCCCAACUAUAGGGACAGGCUAGCCCAGCCGAGGCCUCUUUUCCCUCUCUUUUCUCCCCAAAAAGAGUGGAAUUUGUUAACUGACUGGGAGCCAUAAGUGUCUGCGUCGGGGGGUGUCCCUCCCAAGGGGAAGACACCGCGGAGACCACACCCUGCCCAAAAGGGGGGGGGGUGUUUUGAGUGGAAUACGUCACAUGGUCUUACCGAGUCUUGUCGAAAGUAUGUCAUGUGGAGAGGUCCCAUGGUAGGUCCUACCCGAAGGGGGAGGAUUUUCUACAGAGCAUGGCGACCGGGGGCAGAGCGCCCCUGAGACGGGCGACCCAGGGGCAAGGAGACCCGCUUCUCUGGAGCUGGUGAGCAGACCACUCCAUCCCCCGGUGGAGGGACGGGAGGAAAAUCUUUUGUUUCCUUUUCAUUUAAUUUCGCUGCAUGUCCAAGAGGCUGCGGUACCCAAAAAUUCAACAAAAGAACAGUUUUCUUGUUCCCUGUGUCACAUGUCCAGUGUGCAUGACCGUUGUCACGACCACCGUCCCAUCUUUGCAGGUAUGGCGCUCCAGAGUGCCCAGACACGUAAGACAGCGAUCGUGGCCGUCAGAAGUGGAGCGAUAACGACCGCAACCAGGAAUAACACACAAAUGGAAAGGAAUCUUUUAAAAAGACGUUCCGUGUGUGCCGCUCUUUUAGAAAGAAAAUAUACUCUUUUUAGAAUAUACUCUUUUAGCCGCUGAAAUGUGCCGUAGAAUCCAGCAGAUGAGGUAAACAAACUUAGUGGAUGAAUUCAGCUUCAAUGAAUAGAACCACUCGGCUCCGAAGAAAAAAUCUGAAUGAGUGGUUGCAUACCAGCUCCUUUUAUACCCGUAUGUCCGGGGGAGUGGCAUGCAAAUUCCACUCGCCAAUUCUCAUUGGCCUUUUUUCAAAAAAGCAGAGGUGUUUGGGGCUUCCAAGAGUGACCCCUAGUGUCACUACAUCGACACAACGUCGAGUGAGUGACAGAUAGGGAAACUAAAAUAUGACCUUACUAACAUUAUAAGUGGACCACAGGGAAAUAAAGUAAAUGAAAGCGAUGAUAUGACCCCUUUAAGUACUGACAGAAGUGUAGAUCUGAUGCAUUGCAUAACUCAUGUUUGUAACUCCUGCUUCAUUGUUGUCUGGAUGCAGUAUGAUGGUGUGUGUUAAUAGUUUUCUGCACUGUGGUGUGUGUACUCUCAAUGUUUCUCCAUGGUCCGAGGCCUCCAGUUGUAUAUUUGUUCUCACAGCUGAAAUGAAGGAUUCUGUGAAAUGUCAACAGAGAUUUCGUCCAAUCCUCAUUGAACACAUGAAGAAUUUAGAGAAACAUUUUGAGCCCAAGCAUCGGCCGUCCAAUAAACCGCUACCAUCGUUCAUAAUCACAGCAUUAUGACAUCAAACACAGACGCCCACUGCCUCAUCUGCAGAUGGUGGAAUGUCUCUGUGUUUGUCUGUGUGUUGCUACAGAUGCCGUCUCAUAUGAAAAAUCUCCUCUUAUUGGCUCAGAAAAUCUGAAGGCCGUCAGGGGCCAAAACAGCCAUAUGUGUCAUGUUUUUCAUCACAAACAUGAGUAAACAAAUGUAUAUAUCUCCCUUUAUGACUCAAGAGUUCUAUUGUCAAAAGAUGUGUACAGUAUAUGUAAAACACACCAUGUUUCUGUACAGUGUCUGAUAUUGUAGAUUUCACUGUUUGCUGAGCACACAGACUUGAACGCUGUGCAAUAUAUUAAAGAAAUGACUAUGA
Messenger RNA from Myxocyprinus asiaticus (Chinese sucker), 5624 nucleotides. RefSeq names its product ras-related and estrogen-regulated growth inhibitor. The coding region runs from base 134 to 745 and encodes 203 amino acids. Lineage: Eukaryota; Metazoa; Chordata; Actinopteri; Cypriniformes; Catostomidae. The transcript has 5 exons. Gene Ontology annotation, molecular function: GTPase activity; GTP binding. The record is from RefSeq and is a predicted model, not a curated record.